ACCACACAGACAGCCCUGCUCCAUGUCAGAGAUUGAAACCUGAGAGAUUCCAGUUGGCCCCAAUUUCCUCAGCACAAACGUGGUACAAUCCACCCACAUUAGAAAACCUUUACCAAUGCUCCCCCCCUCCCUCUGUCUGGCAGGUACCACUCACUGCCGAGGGGGUUAUCCUAUCCAUCCACCGCAAAUCUAGCCCUCGUUGUGGCAGAAUUGCAGUGCAUUGGACUGUACAGAGCAGGGUACCAUCCAGGCUGUUGUCUGUGAGGGGUGGGGUCCGGCUACACUCAUACCACCAACCAUAAGCUGACAGAGGGACACCAGAGAGGCAGAAAAAGACAGGGGAAAAAAGAGAGAGAAGAGGGGGGAAGACGGCACCUGAAGAGGAAUAUAAUACGGGAUGAAAGGAGACACCCCAGUGAACAGCACCAUGAGUGUCGGCCAAGCCAGGAAGCUGGUGGAGCAACUGAAGAUCGAGGCUAGUUUCUGCAGGAUAAAGGUAUCAAAGGCAGCAGCCGACCUGAUGGCGUACUGCGACGCACACGCCUGCGACGACCCCCUGAUCACCCCCGUGCCCACCUCAGAGAACCCCUUCAGGGAGAAGAAGUUCUUCUGCGCUUUGCUUUGAGACAAAUCAGGGAUUGUUGUGAUGAAAAAGUACAACUGUACAGUAUGUACAUCUAUGUACAGUGUGUACAUGUACUUCCAAUCUGAAUAAGACAUUAAUGUACUAUAGUAACGUUGCAUAAAAGCUGCCGAUGUACAGUACAUAACCAACUACAAAAUGUCUUGAACUAAAUUCUUAUACUGCGAACAUCUGUCUCAAUGUUAGAGGAGGGCAAACAAGAAUAAUUUAACAUUUAAUCAAUAAAGAGUUAGAAAAGUUGCUAAAAGUCUCAAGGGAAGGGGAAAAAACAAAGAGCGUUCAUCUGAAAGGAAACACAUGCAUCUCAUGCUCAAAUAGGUUACAAGUAACUGCCAGAAGGGACAACAUGAUCACCAAGUAUCUUAAUUCUCCACCAGUCACAGGCAACAGAUUCAUAUUGAAACUGGGAACCUAAAUUACAUUAGGUCUCAGCAUUAUGGAGGACAUGUCUCAGCUCUCCCCAUUUAAAUUCCCCAUAAAUGAGAAGACUAAUGCCGCGUAAUCAAACACCUUUUCAUUCUUUGUCUACUCAUAGGCAGAGGUCAUAACACGUAUGCUCCUCUCACAAGUAGCAGCAUUUAUUUUUUUCUAAUCUAAUCUAUUGUUGACCUUCGUCAUUCACUGUUUAACCCUGUGUUGGCAGUUACUUGUUUACAACUGGACACAUGCAAUUGAUUUGGGGUUUUUUGGGGUGGGGGAGGGUAUUAAGAUUUUAGCCUCUUCUUUUUUUUGCUCAUUUCUAUACUAUUGCCGUAGUGUGGAUGUGGACGUGUGUGUAUGCAUAGGUGCUACUGUGAAACUUGAGCAACAAUUCUGUGCAUCGGAUCACUGUCAAAUUGAGAUUUUGUAGUUAAAUAGCACACACACACACACACAAACCCAAACACAUUCCAGGAGUUAAGGACUUUCAACAUCUAAUCUAAGCCACUAAAGUAAGAUCAUCUAAUCGGUUAUUCUGAGCCUGUCAUAAUAAUAAUUUUCUAAUUCUUUAAGACAUUAAAAUAAAAAAGUAAAUGAAGCAGUCUUAAUGUACUUUUAAGGACAAGUGUGCAUCAUUGUUAUUUUAAAUGAUCAGAGGAUCUCCAGAGCAGGGGUUCUUAGUGGUUUCCAGAAAAGUCAUGGAUCAACCAGUGUCACUUUCUCCAUCUAAAGUACUGUCAGCUGUUAAGUUUCAACACCACUUUCAUAAAAGGAAACGAAAAACUGCUCUUCUUCUCGUGUCCGUGACCUGGAACUUUUGGAAACGCCUCCCCCCCUGCUUUGGAGCAUUCAAAAAAAAAAAAAAAAAAAAAUGAGUGACAUAUUUUCAUCAUGUUGCAAAUAUCAAAUCUGGAGCUUUGGCAGAAAAAAGGGUAACCAUGGAAACGAAGCACUAAAAUAAAGCCUCCUGUCAUCAAA
Molecule: messenger RNA, 2041 nt
Organism: Neolamprologus brichardi
Lineage: Eukaryota; Metazoa; Chordata; Actinopteri; Cichliformes; Cichlidae
Gene: gng3
Product: guanine nucleotide binding protein (G protein), gamma 3
Biological process (GO): G protein-coupled receptor signaling pathway
Cellular component (GO): heterotrimeric G-protein complex
Molecular function (GO): G-protein beta-subunit binding
Source: RefSeq, a predicted model, not a curated record